Gopherus flavomarginatus (Mexican gopher tortoise) is the source of this 2405-nucleotide messenger RNA. RefSeq lists its product as uncharacterized. The coding region runs from base 55 to 1860 and encodes 601 amino acids. The record is from RefSeq and is a predicted model, not a curated record. The transcript has 2 exons. NCBI's taxonomy places the organism in Eukaryota, Metazoa, Chordata, Testudines, Testudinidae.
AGCCUGCGGGGGCAAGACCCUGGGACAGAGAGAACUGUGGUGGUGCAGCCCCAGAUGCUGAGGGACUGUGGGACCUGGGUGAAGUUCCCUGGGGUGAAGCCCCUCGCCCUGCCUAUGGCCCAGAUCCCUGUGCAGACCCAGGAGGGGUUGGGCUGGCUGGUAGUUGGGGUUCUCCAGGAUAUCUGCUGGGAGGCCCUGUUGGGGGGUGACUGUCUCCCCAUGGGACAGGAUCCAGGCUCCGCUCCUGUAACAGCUGAGGGUUUGAAUUCAAAUCCAGGGAACCAAUUGGCUAGGAUGGAAAUGGUCAGUGAAAAUGCAAAUAACCUGGCUGGCAGGGGGGAGGGGCUGCUGGGCUCAGGAUACCUGCCUACCUGUAACCAGCCCCCUGGGGCUGAGUGGGAGGGAGAGAUGCUCCCCGCCCCCCUGCACACCAGAGAGGGGGCUCACGCUGGCUCUGAUGCUGUGACCAGAGCAGAGAGCUCGCUGCCUGCCCCCACUGGGACUGCAAGGGCAGCUCUGAGCACGGGGGGAGCUGAGAUCCCAUCUGAGUGUGGGAACACCCAGGCAGGGCAGGUCAGCUGCCAAACAGGUUUGCCUGGUCCAGACGUGCUGCUGGGAAGUGAUUACACAGCAGGGAGGGAGCUACCAGGGACAGGGCUCAGGGGGGCUGUGACUCCAGGCCCAGCCAGCGAGAGGGAGCAGGUCCCACUCCCUGCCCCAGCUGCUGAAUCCCAGACCGAGCUGCAGAAGGAUCCCUCCUUGGAGAAGCUGAGGGAACUUGCUGGCCACAGCGCUGCAAACCCCCUUGGGGAAGGCUGCAGGGACAGAGUCCUGCAGGAGAAGGGAUUCCUGUACCGGGAAUGGGCUCCCCAAGGGGAAGUAGAACUGGGGGGAAUCGGGAGGCAGCUGGUGGUGCCCCAGGAAUCCACAGGGUUCUUCCCAUUUGAGCUGCUGGAUGGGAGGAGAGUGAGGAGACACCUGAACCUGAAGAGGGAGGAUUGGAUGAAGAAGAGGGAAGACCCCCGGGGGGAUCUCUUCCCUGAGGUGGGAGACAAUCUCCCCAUCAGGUGUUCCCUGUUCAGAGUCACUGGGAAAGCAGCCCAGAACCUGGAGAGAGAGGUCAGGAACAUGCUGGCUUUAGAUGGGAUCCAGCCGUUUUACAGCCCAUGGGCCUCACUCGUGGGGCUGAUCCCCAAGGGAGACAGGAUGAUCUGGUUUUAUGGGGGCUAUCAGAAGCUUAAAGCCAUCACAGUGUCCGAUGCCGACCCCAUGCCUAGGCCUGGGGAGAUUCUAGACAAGCAGAGGGCGAUGGAGAACUUGGCCCUGGCAGACACUGAUAACAUGUGCAUCUUUAGCCAGACCUGGGAGGAACAGGUGUCCCAGGUGAAGAGGGGGCUGGGCUGCCUCAAGGAGGUGGGACUGACGGUAAAAGCUGGAAAGUGCAAGGGGGGACGGCAGAGGUGUUGUGUCUGGGCCACAAAGUGGGAAGCGGCUGCCCAAGCCCAGAGCUGGCAAAGGCCAAGAUGGGGGCUCUUAACCAAGGGAGCCCGAAUCACAGACCAGAGUGCUGGGAAAAGACCCAAUCCCAGCUUGAACCCCAGGGGUAUUGGGGUGGCAAAGGGUGUGGGCUGCAUAAACGUUCCCACAUGCGGCCUGCAAGUGCCAUCAAGCACACCCGACCUAAGGGAGGGCGUGAGACUGGACUGUCCUGGUGUAACUCACACCAAGGAAUGGGAGAGAUGCUGGGGCAUCCAUGGGAACGCUGGUGGGUUCGAACUUCCCCAGGUCACUGGCAGGAGUGACCUCGCUCAGUUCGGUCUCGAAGGGGGGAGAGAUGUGACGAACUGGGAAAGUUCUUAAUGUUUUCUCUGAGUACUGUGUUGGUGCCUCAGUGUCCCCAUGGCAGUUCUUAAGUAUCUGGCAGAGCCAAGGGCCAGUGCACCUAAAUGCCUGACCCUCUGUCUCCUAGCAACGGAUGGCCUGGGCCCCUCCCCUGCAAAGGUGCCAGCUGAAGGUGUUGGAGACAAAGGGAUCAGGUGACCUCCUGGCCCGGGAAAGGGGCUGAGGAGAGAGGAGGGACUGGGAGGGGUUGUUAGUCUGGAGCUGGCUGGGGUCAAGGGUGGAGGGCAGACCUGGGGGUCUGGCUCACUGCCCCCCAGAAUGGACCCAGCCGAGGGGUCCGGUUCGCUGUAUCUACAAGCUCUGUUUUAGACCCUGUUCCUGUCAUCGAAUAAACCUCUGUUUUACUGGCUGGCUGAGAGUCACGUCUGACUGCAAAGUGGGGGUGCAGGACCCUGUGGCUUCCCCAGGACCCCGCUGGGGUGGACUCGCUGUGGGAAGCGCACGGAGGGGCAGAGGAUGCUGAAUGCUCCAAGGAGAGACCCAGGAGGUGAAGACGUGUGAGC